Molecule: messenger RNA, 756 nt
Organism: Apiotrichum porosum
Lineage: Eukaryota; Fungi; Basidiomycota; Tremellomycetes; Trichosporonales; Trichosporonaceae
Gene: TPI1
Product: triosephosphate isomerase
Exons: 3
Coding region: 1-756 (251 amino acids)
Biological process (GO): glycerol catabolic process; glycolytic process; gluconeogenesis
Cellular component (GO): cytosol
Molecular function (GO): triose-phosphate isomerase activity
Source: RefSeq, a predicted model, not a curated record
AUGGUCGCUCGCACUUUCUUCAUUGGCGGUAACUUCAAGAUGAACGGCUCGGUCGAGUCGAUCAAGGCUAUCGUUGACGGCCUCAACGCUGCCAACCUUGACGGUGUCAACGAGGUCGUCAUCGCUCCCCCUGCCCUGUACCUCCUCGACGUUGUGCGCAACGCCAAGGCGCCCGUCCAGGUCGCUGCCCAGAACUCGUACUCGGAGGCCUCGGGCGCCUACACUGGCGAGAUUGCCCCCCAGCAGCUGCACGACGCCGGCGUCCCCUGGGUCAUCCUCGGCCACUCGGAGCGCCGCUCGCUCUUUGGCGACUCGGACAAGGUCGUCGCCGACAAGGUCAAGGCCGCGCUCGCCGCGGGCCUCAAGGUCAUUGCCUGCAUUGGCGAGACCCUCGAGGAGCGCGAGACCGGCGUGACCAACCAGGUGUGCCAGCGCCAGCUCGAGGCCAUCGCCGCCGUCCUCGAGGACAAGGACUGGAAGGACAUUGUCGUCGCCUACGAGCCCGUCUGGGCCAUUGGCACCGGCAAGGUCGCCACCGUCCAGCAGGCCCAGGACGUGCACGCCGACACCCGCGCGUGGCUCGCCAAGCGCGUCUCGCCCGCCGUCGCCGAGGCCACCCGUAUCAUCUACGGCGGCUCGGUCAACGGCAAGAACUGCGGCGAGCUCGGCGGCGCGGUCGACAUUGACGGCUUCCUCGUCGGCGGCGCCUCGCUCAAGCCCGAGUUCAUCGAGAUCUGCAAGACCCACAAGGCCUAG